CCAGCAUUCGUUUCGUUCGCUACAGCCGAUCUCCAUCCUGCCAUGAAAGAAAAUAUUGCUCUUGCCCGUUACACAGAGCCAACACCUGUUCAGGCCAAUUCUAUCAGUAUUGUCACUGCUGGACGCGACCUGAUGGCCUGCGCUCAGACAGGUUCUGGAAAAACAGCAGCUUUUCUGAUCCCCACGUGCUCUCGUAUCUUUGGUGAUGCAGCUAACCUUAUCUCGCGUCCUCAGGGCUAUGAUACCCACCGAUUCAAGGCUAAACCUCUUGUUCUAAUCAUUGCACCUACUCGUGAAUUGUGCUCUCAGAUAUUCGAUGAAGCUAGACGGUUCUGUUAUCGUAGUAUGCUGAGACCAUGUGCUAUUUAUGGCGGUGCAGGCACUGCAGGUCAAUUGAGAGAGCUCGAGAAAGGAUGUGAUAUAUUGGUCGCUUCCCCAGGACGAUUAAAGGACUUUUUAGAACGUGGAAAAAUUGAUCUAUCAAACUUAAAGUAUCUGGUAUUAGAUGAGGCUGACAGAAUGUUGGACAUGGGUUUUGAGCUUGACAUCAGAGACAUUGUCGAAAGAAGAGGAAUGAAUAAAAGCCGCCAGACACUUAUGUAUAGUGCUACAUUCCCUAAAGAAAUCCGUGCGCUUGCCAGAGACUUUCUUAAGCCUGACUAUUUGUUCCUUAAGGUUGGUCGUGUAGGUGGCACUACAACGGAUAUCACACAGAAGGUUAUUUGGGUUGAAGAACCCGAUAAGCGUGAAGAACUGAAGAAAUUAUUGAUGUCACAACCACCAUGCCGCACACUCAUAUUUGUGGAUACCAAGAGAAUUUCCAUGAAACUAAAAAAAGCGUUAUACAGGCUUGAUCAAUUCUUGUUUGAGUGUAAGUUUCCAAGCACCUCUAUCCAUGGAGAUAGAUCACAAAUGGAACGUGAAGACGCGAUCCUGGCAUUCAAGGCGGGUACAUGCCCAAUCUUAGUUGCUACAGCUGUUGUGGCUCGUGGUAUCGACAUUCGCAACAUCAUGCAUGUUGUUAACUAUGAUAUGCCUCCUAAUAUUGACGAAUACAUUCAUCGUAUUGGACGUACUGCUCGUGUCGGAAACGCCGGUCUCGCAACUUCUUUCUUUAAUUCUGGAAGUAUGGGUAUCGCCAGGGAUCUCACCAAGAUUCUCCAAGAAUGUCAACAAGAAAUUCCUUCUUUCCUCCAACCAUACAUGUCAAAGAAUAUGUAA
Phycomyces blakesleeanus NRRL 1555(-) is the source of this 1221-nucleotide messenger RNA. RefSeq lists its product as hypothetical. Gene Ontology annotation, cellular component: nucleus. NCBI's taxonomy places the organism in Eukaryota, Fungi, Mucoromycota, Mucoromycetes, Mucorales, Phycomycetaceae. The record is from RefSeq and is a predicted model, not a curated record. The transcript has 7 exons. Gene Ontology annotation, molecular function: ATP binding; RNA binding; RNA helicase activity. Bases 43 to 1221 code for a protein of 392 amino acids.